GGAACAAGAAGGAAUCAUGGCAAGAACCAAGCAGACCGCCCGUAAAUCUACCGGAGGCAAAGCCCCCAGGAAGCAGCUGGCCACCAAGGCUGCCCGCAAGAGCGCGCCGGCUACCGGCGGCGUGAAGAAGCCCCAUCGUUACAGGCCCGGUACCGUGGCCCUGCGAGAGAUCAGGCGCUACCAGAAGUCCACCGAGCUGCUGAUCCGCAAGCUGCCCUUCCAGCGCCUGGUCCGUGAGAUCGCUCAGGACUUCAAGACCGACCUGCGUUUCCAGAGCUCCGCUGUCAUGGCUCUGCAGGAGGCCAGCGAGGCCUACCUGGUCGGCCUAUUCGAGGACACCAACCUGUGCGCCAUCCACGCCAAGAGGGUGACCAUCAUGCCCAAAGACAUCCAGCUGGCUCGCCGCAUCCGAGGAGAGAGAGCUUAGAUUGUCUGCAGCUCCACAAAAACCACAAAGGCUCUUUUAAGAGCCACCUCAUUCCCACCAGAGAGCUGCUGUCCUACUCUGUGUCAUACAGACUUUAUACAACAUGUUACAAUCAAAGCA
Messenger RNA from Notolabrus celidotus (New Zealand spotty), 547 nucleotides. RefSeq names its product histone H3. Lineage: Eukaryota; Metazoa; Chordata; Actinopteri; Labriformes; Labridae. Gene Ontology annotation, molecular function: structural constituent of chromatin; protein heterodimerization activity; DNA binding. Gene Ontology annotation, cellular component: nucleosome. The record is from RefSeq and is a predicted model, not a curated record. Bases 17 to 427 code for a protein of 136 amino acids. The transcript has a single exon.